This is a messenger RNA of Anthonomus grandis grandis, 2091 nucleotides long. RefSeq names its product protein 5NUC-like. The transcript is spliced from 6 exons. Gene Ontology annotation, biological process: AMP catabolic process. Gene Ontology annotation, molecular function: nucleotide binding; 5'-nucleotidase activity; metal ion binding. The coding region runs from base 253 to 2040 and encodes 595 amino acids. NCBI's taxonomy places the organism in Eukaryota, Metazoa, Arthropoda, Insecta, Coleoptera, Curculionidae. The record is from RefSeq and is a predicted model, not a curated record. Gene Ontology annotation, cellular component: plasma membrane.
CAACCCGACCGUGAUCCUCGGCGGACGGUUUUCAAUUAUUUAUUAUAUUCAUUCAGUACUCUGCGAGGCGCGAAUAAAUUCGUACACUUGCCGCUGCUCCCGAUAUCUAGCAGAACCGGCUGGUUGAUAUAUAUAUAUACUUGUUCGCCCUUUGGGUACUCGCGUUUUUUAUGGCUAUUGCAUAACUUAUGCUUUAAGAAUAAAUUUGUUUUUUACUGCUUCAGAAAAAGUAAAAUUUAACUGAAAAUAGCCAUGUUUGCAAAAUUAGUGCUGGCCCUAAUAGGGGUAGGAAGUCAAAUAUUUUCCACUAGUGGUUCUCCAUACAUAAAAUCAACGGAUUUUAAUUUAGUACUUUUGCAUAAUAAUGAUAUGCACGGAAGGUUUGAAGAAGUUGAAAGCAACACCGGGACUUGUCAGCAAGCACAUAGGAAUAACACUUGUAUUGGUGGAAUGGCUAGAACAGCCCACGUAAUUCGAGCUUUCAGGGAACGUGCCAAAAAUGGUACAGGUCCUCCAGUACUUUACCUUAAUGCAGGAGAUACUUUUGUAGGCACCUCCUGGUUUAGUGUUUUUAAUUGGUCCAUAGCUGGCCCUUUCGUUAAUAUGCUAAGUCCAGACGCUUUGAGUCUCGGUAAUCACGAAUUCGAUCUCACAACUGCCAUUCUAGCUCCAUUCGUACGAAACUUAACUUCACCAGUAUUGGCCGCCAAUCUUAAUUUCUCUUUAGAACCAACCCUUCAAGAUUUAAUUAAUGCAUCUACGAUCCUGGAAGUAAAUGGACGAAGAAUAGGAAUUAUAGGAUACCUAACUCCAGAAACUACUAAAAUUUCCUCAGUGGGUAACGUCAUAUUUGAGGAGGAGGUGCCUGCAAUAAGAAGAGAGGCUGAGAAACUAGUUGCUUUAGGCGUAAAUAUUAUCAUAGCGCUUGGACAUUCAGGAUACCAAAUGGAUCAGACUAUCGCCAGGGAAGUGGAAGAAGUUGACGUUGUCAUAGGUGGACACACAAAUACGUUUCUUUGGAACGGUGCACAGCCUGAUAGUGAACUUGUUGAGGAUCCGUAUCCGAAGGAAGUAGUCCAAUCCUCUGGUAAAAUAGUUCCAGUAGUCCAAGCAUAUGCCUACACCAAGUACCUCGGAGUAUUAAAUUGCACUUUUAACGAAGAAGGUGACCUUACACACUUUGCAGGUCAGCCGUUACUGUUAAGUGCGGAAGUACCCCAGGAAAAAGACGUUCUUCAAUUGCUUGAAGUCUUCAGGCCGGCUAUUGACGCUCUUAAUACACAAAUUAUUGGUUAUUCACGAGUGUUUUUAGAUGGGAAUAGCUACACUUGUAGACAUCAAGAAUGCAAUCUUGGAAAUCUUGUCACAGACGCUUUAGUAUCUUAUGCUACCAGCGAAUCUACUCAAAAAUGGUCAGGUGUACCUAUAGGAAUUUAUAACGGAGGAGGGCUCAGAAAUAGUAUUAAUCCUCAUCCUGAUACAGGAGCAUUGACUAGGAGUGAUUUAUUGGCUGUUUUACCUUUUGGAAAUCAGGUAAUUCAAUUGAAACUAACUGGAGAGGAUUUGUACCAAGCCAUGGAACAAAUGGUCCGAGGCAACGGUGAAACUUCUUUCGGAGAAUUUCCUCAGGUAUCUGGUCUAAGACUUGAACUUGACAUGACUCAACCCGCUUACUCCAGAGUAAAAUCCAUUAAAGUAAGAUGCGGUAGUUGCCAAAUCCCUGUGUAUGAACCCUUAGAUAUGAACCAAAAUUAUACUCUGGUAACGUCGAGUUUCUUGGCUGAUGGUGGAGAUGGCAUUACUAUAUUUAAAGAGAAGUCAUUAAUGAGAGAUGCUAUGGAUCUAAACGAUUUAGAUACUGUAGCAAAUUAUAUAACCAAGUACAGUCCUGUCUAUCCAGAAGUACAGGGUAGAAUUAGAUUUUCAAAUUCAUCUUCGGAGUCUGGGGGAAGCACGAAUAAAGAGAGUGCAGGAUAUAGAAAUUCGAUAAGUUCGAUUUUGGUCGUGGUUGGUUUAUUUUUGACGUUAUGGAAUUAUUAAGGAUGUAUAUUUAUGGAUUGUGAUAAAAUAUUAUACGUAUGUUAAGUGUUA